Messenger RNA from Bursaphelenchus xylophilus (pine wood nematode), 1912 nucleotides. NCBI's taxonomy places the organism in Eukaryota, Metazoa, Nematoda, Chromadorea, Rhabditida, Aphelenchoididae. The record is from the annotation of a GenBank genome assembly.
AUGAAAGCGGCCGAAACCUCUGCAGCUCAUGUGGAGGAUGAGAAUGUGGCGAGCGUCUUGAACUUGGCGAAAAGGUCGGUCCAAACUGAUUGGCGCUCGAUCUACGUCACUUCGCUGUUGGCUUUUUGCGUCGCCGCUCAAUUCAGCUUGUAUUUCAGUUCGUUGUGGCCGUUCUUGCAAUUGGUAAGCUCUGUGAAGUCGCUAGAAGCUUCUUUGCUUCCUAAAGUCUUUAUUUUGGCUUCAAGUUUGUUUAUUUUCCUGAAAUAAUCCGUCAAGGCCGUCAUUGUUCUAUUUUCAGCUUGAUUCCACCAUCUCCGAGAAUUUCUUUGGUUAUGUCGUCGGAGCCUACAGUUUUGGUCAGAUCAUUGCCUCCCCUUUGGUCGGAUUUUUGUCCAAUAAAUUGGGCCAAAUCCGCCUUCCAUUGUAUGCAAAUUUAACCUGCAUGUUCAUUGGAAAUGCGAUCUAUUUCAAUUUGGAAAACUUUUCUUUUGGCCGAAGAUACUGGCUUGUGCUUUGCCGAUUGAUUACUGGAUUUGGAAGCAGUAGUAUUAGCUUGUUAAAGGCUUAUACGACGACAGCCAGUGUUACAAAAGAUCGAUCAAGAGCGUUGGCAUUCGUUACAGGGGGAGUGGCCUUGGGAAUGACAAUGGGGCCGAGUAAGUAGGGAUAUAAAAAAGACGUUCAAAGAAAUAAGCGGAAGCAGGAAGAGGGUACUAGUCAUGGGUCUAUUUUUACUGUAUUAUUAUUAAAAUCAUAUUUUUUUCCAGCAUUCCAACUCCUUUUCAUCCCCUUGGAUUACCCUGGCUUUCAUUUCCUCGGCAUUUUCAAAGUGAAUAUGUACACAGCCCCCGCUUACAUGGCCUGCUGUAUGAAUUUGUUCUGUGCUCUGAUCACCAAGAAAUUCUUUGUUGAAAAUUAUGCAGGGAUAGUGACCUCUGAAGAUGGAGAAAAGGUCAGAUUGCCUCCCUUUGACAAGAAGGCAAUCGUUGUUUGUCACAUGACAAGAUUCGCGCAGAUUCUGGUCAAUUCGAAUAUGGAAACGUAAGGACAUAAAAUUAAAAAUUUUUUAUUUCUUACAAUUUUAGGUUAGGAUCCCCAUUGGUUAUGGCCAUGUUUGCUUGGUCACGCCACGAAGCCGUUGAAUACAUCGCUGCAGCGCAAGUUGUAAUGAGUUUUCUGGCAUUUUUGACUUACCUGGCAUUCAUUGUGUUCAAGCCUGAGAGAUUGUAAGUUCGUUUUGUUCUGUUUUACCACCAUCUUUUUCCAUUUUCAGUAUGAGUUUCCGGCUUGGCUGCCUUUUGUCGCUGGUUGGCCUUAUAAUUUUCCAUCUUCUCACGAUUUCUUGGCCAUUUCUUCCGGGCCAGAUCCAAACUUUUCAUCAGAGUAACCUCACAGAGACCGAGCAAAUUGGAUGCAACAGUGCCAGGUUUACUUGGUGCGACACUCUGAAGCCAGUGAAUGUGGCUGUUUUCUUCGGAAGUUACAUUUUGAUUGUGGGAACUGCAUUUCCCAAUGUAAAUAUUUGUUUGAACACUCUUUUCUCGAAGAUUAUUGGGCCCAGAAGACAAGGGACGCAACAAGGAUGGUUGCAGGUGUCCGGGGCAUUGGCCAGAAUGUUUGGCCCAGUUGUGGCAAGGUAAGAUCACGAUUGCCUACCGUAAAUCUGAAUUUUCAUCAUUUUGAUUUUAAAAAUACGCAUGACUACAAUGACAUUUUUAGUAACGUCUACUCAACCUACGGUCCUCAGUACGCUUGGGGAGUUGUGAUCGCGGUAAUUGGACUUGUCUUAUCUCUUUGGAUCGUGUUUUUCGAACGCAUGGUGCCCCUACAAAUACCCAAAGAAGAGCAUAAAGAAUUGAAUCGACCGCCGUCAGAUGAAAUUACCAAAAGUUUGACUUCAAGUAGCACUUAA